AUGUAUUUUUCUGUUUUAUAUAUUUUUAUUUUAACCCUAAUUAUUUCGUUAAUAAAUCAAAGUCAUUGUCUUGGCACUAAACAAUCAGCAGCCGUUAGAGGAAAUUUAAUUUGUAAUGGAAAGCCGAGUGUAAACACAAAAGUUAAAUUAUACGAUCAAGACACUUUUGACCCUGAUGAUUUAAUGGAUGAGGGUGUAACCGACGAAGAAGGACAUUUUGAAUUAAGUGGAAGUGAAACAGAAGUUACUGAUAUUGAGCCGAAAGUUAAUAUUUAUCAUAAUUGUAAUGAUGAAUUAACUCCUUGUUUGUUAAAAAUAUCAAUUGAAGUAAGUUUUCAAAAUAAUGUCAGAUAA
Molecule: messenger RNA, 354 nt
Organism: Meloidogyne enterolobii
Lineage: Eukaryota; Metazoa; Nematoda; Chromadorea; Rhabditida; Meloidogynidae
Source: the annotation of a GenBank genome assembly